This is a messenger RNA of Rodentolepis nana, 1887 nucleotides long. The record is from the annotation of a GenBank genome assembly. NCBI's taxonomy places the organism in Eukaryota, Metazoa, Platyhelminthes, Cestoda, Cyclophyllidea, Hymenolepididae.
CUUCCACAGGGAGCUGUCACAAGCUGCACUCUUUUCAAUGUCUUCAUCAAUGACAUAGCCAAAUUGGUACAGACAGUCACGGACAUCAAGUGCUUACUCUAUUCAGAUGAUCUUAUUCUAUGUUAUUCCGCUCCUAAGAAAAACUUUCAGAAAAACGCUCAGAAGAGGACAGAAAGCCCCCAAACUAAGAAAAACGCUAAGGAGAGGACAGAAAGUGCUCUUAGGUGUGCACUUAAACUACUAGCAAACUGGUGCGACAACAAUGGAAUGGUAAUCAAAACCGCGAAAACUGCAUUCCAAACAUUUUCUUUGCCCCGUCACAGCAUAAACACGCUUCUAAGGUACAAGGAUACUACCCCAGAAAGAACCAAUGAGUUCACCUAUCUUGAAAUGUCGUUUAACACAAAGCUAACGUGGAAAAGUCACAUUAAUAAAAUAGCAGAACGAGUCUCCAAUAGAUGGAAUGUACUGAAGCGUCUUGCUGGUAGUGUAUGGGACUUUGCACGCUCAACUCUCAACACCACUUGCAAGAUGUUUAUUCAGUCAAUAAAGUUAUAUUUAUUUGUUUCAAAUGGCAGGCUGACAAGUAUUCUCUUGGCUUCUCACGUCAUGGCCGAGUCACAGCAAACACUUUAUGAAGCUAUCACUCGAAAUGACAUUGAUUCUGUGAGAUUUCAACUGGCAAACAAUGUCAAUCCAAAUGUCUUCCCCAAUAAUCCGACAAUUACACCACUCAUUUUAGCAGUUGGGCUAAAGUUCCUUGACAUCGCAAAUGAAUUAUUGAUGAAUGGAGCUGAUGUGAAUGGGGUUGAUGAAUUUGGACGGACUGCGUUGCAUGCUGCAGUGGACAAUAAUGAUGAGGCUUCCGUCUCUAUUCUUAUUUCACAUAAUUGCAAUUUAGAAAAAUAUAACAAUGGUGGUGUAACUCCUCUUACGUUGGCUGUGGAGAAAAAUAACAUCCACAUGGUUCGCUAUUUAGUUGCAAAUGGAGCAGUGGUUUAUAAAUAUUUGGAAGGACCCGAAAUCCCACCGCUUCCUUUUGCUGCAUCCGCCAACCGCUUGGAUAUCCUUCAAUUCUUGGUGAAUGUGGAAGAGACAGAUAGAGAAAAGAAGAAAAUGAACAUGAACUUUGCACUCUGCUUGGCCAUCAAUGAUGGCCACAACGAGGCAGCAAUAUUUUUAAUUAAUAACGGUGCUCCAAUAAGUCGUAGGCAAGGGAAUUGUUUAACCCCUUUGGAAUUUGCCAUUAUUGGAAGAAAUGAAUACAUGGUCUCAUAUCUUCUUUCUCGCAAUGCCUCGGUUAGCGAUACAAACCACCAUGGCUUCACUCCGCUUAUGACGUCUAUCAUUUUUAACAACUCUUAUGCAGCAGCACAGCUACUUUGUUAUGGGGCGGACCCGGAUGCGCUGGCAACUGGCUUUAGAACAACAGGAGAACAGGUUGCAAUGGAUAUGAGGAGGGUAGAAAUUGCCCAAAUAAUUUCAGCGUGGAAAAACGAGUUCAUGCCAUCAAUGUUUGAAGCUUGCACAGAGAGCAAUGUUUAUAAAUAUUUGGAGGGACCCGAACUCCCACCGCUUCCUUUUGCUGCCAUCGUCGGCCGCUUUGAUAUCCUUCAAGAGACAGACAGAGAAAAGAAGAAAUUGAACAUGAAUGUUGCACUCUUCUUGGCCAUCUAUAAUGGCCACAACGAUUGGAUAGAGCUCAAAUGUUGUGCUGGAAGUGUAUGUGAAGGUGACGAUGCUGAUGAUGAUGAUGACGAUGAUGAGAUUGCUGAUGUGAGAGGAAUGCUCGAGAAUACCAUGUCCGCGAUGCAACAAACACUUUAUGAAGCUAUCACUCGAAAUGACAUUGAUUCUGUGAGAAUUCAGCUGACAAACAAUCUGUGA